UGCUAACACACUUGGCUGUUAGAUUCAGGCAGCUUCCAUAAGACAAAAGACACUCUUUAUUGACAAUAUGUCUUGCGAAACUAAAAUAUCCGACAUUAUCAAUUUGUUCAAAGAUGUUGGAGAAGUAGUUCAUGUUCGACUUAUUGUAACCAAAAUGGGUGAGCUUAAGGGCCGUGGUUUUGUUGAGUUUGCUUCUGCUGAUGAAGCCAAGAAGGCGCAAGAAAAGAAGAAUGGUGAAUAUUUGUGCGGUAAUCAGGUUACGCUUUGCGUGGCUAAGAUAGCUCCACACCUUCCACCACCCAAGUAUUGCAUAGAUCACAAGGUUUGGUUCGAAGACUAUCUUCAAGGAGAAAACCUUCUGAUAGAAGAAGACGAUGCAGUGGAAGGACUUGAUUAUUUUUAUGAGGAAGUUUCUUUGAGAAAAAAGACACUCUUUAUUUCAAAACUUCCUGCCGUCUGUAAAAUAAUACGACAUAUCAGCAAUUUCUUCUACGAUGUUGGAGAAGUUAGUGUUCGACUUAUUGUAGAUGACCUGGGUAAGCAUGUGGGCUGUGGCUUUGUUACGUUUGCUUCUGCUAUUGAAGCAAAGAAGGCGCUGGGACUGAGGAAGAAAAUAAGAGGAAUGGCCAGUGGUUUCAUUUAUCUUGACAAGGUUGAGAUAGCUCCAUACCCUGUCCGACCCAAGUACAAACUUGCCGAGAAACGUUGGUACGAAGACUUCUUACCACAAGAAAGGCUAUAUAUGGAAGGAACCGUUCGAAAGAGACAGUUUUGCGGUAAGAAGAUUACCUUCACCGAAGACGAUGAUUGAUAGAAGAUGAACCUCUUUGGUGUUUUUUUACUUUAGGUAACUGUCUAUGUACGUUAAAAUAUGCCUAGUUUUAAAUGUUUUGGUGUUAAACCAUUAUCUGCCUUGAUCAAAUUUGUUGCCAAAAUCAUGAUAUCUAUUUCUUUCAAGCUAGUCUAUACGUGAUGGGAUUGAUUCUUCGUAUCUUACACAUUCGAAUUCCUUUUCUCAUGCUCGUUUGUUCUUAUUGAAUGAAAAUGAAACAGAAUUUUUUUU
Messenger RNA from Cuscuta campestris, 1063 nucleotides. The record is from the annotation of a GenBank genome assembly. NCBI's taxonomy places the organism in Eukaryota, Viridiplantae, Streptophyta, Magnoliopsida, Solanales, Convolvulaceae.